AACCUCUCAGCCUUACCAACCUGAAUCCGCAAGCAAGUCGAAUACCCAGAGCCGAGAUCGUUCGUUCCAGCACCCUCUUUCAACGACAUCGAUACGACAAUACCUAGGGGGGUUAUUGUGAGACCGCAGUUUUUUUUUGGGGGUGUUUUAGUCUUGGGAGAGGCACUCGAUAUCCGGCCAUGGGCAACACCACGAGCGCCGUCCUGGACAACAUCGUCCAGGGCACCAACUUCGACCGAGAUGAGGUUGACCGCUUAAGGAAACGGUUUAUGAAACUUGAUAAGGAUAACUCGGGCACUAUCGAGCGGGAUGAAUUCCUCAGCCUGCCGCAAAUAUCCUCGAAUCCGCUAGCUACAAGGAUGAUCGCUAUCUUCGACGAGGACGGAGGCGGCGACGUGGACUUCCAGGAGUUCGUUUCGGGCCUGUCGGCCUUCUCGAGCAAGGGCAACAAGGAGCAGAAGCUGCGGUUCGCCUUCAAGGUCUACGACAUUGACCGCGACGGCUACAUCAGCAACGGGGAGCUCUUCAUCGUGCUCAAGAUGAUGGUCGGCAACAACCUGAAGGACCAGCAGUUGCAGCAGAUCGUCGACAAGACGAUCAUGGAGGCCGACCUCGAUAAGGACGGCAAGAUCAGCUUCGAGGAGUUCACCAAGAUGGUUGAGAAUACCGACGUGAGCAUGAGCAUGACGCUAGACCAGUUCUGAGCGGGAGUUGCGUUAUCAAUGGAAGAUACCACUGGAAUCAACAAAAGGGUUAUAGGGCAGCUUCAUUUAUUGUUACUAUGAGCGAGU
Phialemonium atrogriseum is the source of this 791-nucleotide messenger RNA. RefSeq lists its product as uncharacterized. Gene Ontology annotation, molecular function: calcium ion binding; calcium-dependent protein serine/threonine phosphatase regulator activity; phosphatase binding. Lineage: Eukaryota; Fungi; Ascomycota; Sordariomycetes; Cephalothecales; Cephalothecaceae. The transcript is spliced from 5 exons. Gene Ontology annotation, cellular component: calcineurin complex. Gene Ontology annotation, biological process: calcineurin-mediated signaling; protein dephosphorylation. Bases 180 to 704 code for a protein of 174 amino acids. The record is from RefSeq and is a predicted model, not a curated record.